CAACUCCCGUGGGGCCUCUGUCACUUCCAAGGUACGACACGCCCCCGGACUUGAAGCCUGUCAGUCAACACGAGCUGGAAUUCAUGUCCGAGUCUCUGGAGAAGUGAGCCGCUUCGCCCCCGAGCCGAGUUCACCGGGAAGCCGCGUGAGUUUCUCCUACAAAUGGCCUCCAUCGUCUUGUACACGGGACACAAAGCGGCGCAGACAACAGCCAGACGGUGUUUGAGUUCACAUUUAAAAGCACCACCCGCUGCUAGAGAGGCUCUGCUGCCGUGUCCCUUCGCUCGCUGCCCGGCAGGGACCCUGCUUCCGGGAUCGAGAUGGCUAUCCAGAGGUACCGGGGUAAGGUUCAUGUCCCAUGGGAGCGCAGGCAGAGCCGCAGGCGGGCGAACCGGGAGGGGAGCCCUGGUGCUCGGUGCAGCCGCGGCGGUGACAGCAGCAGCGGCUGUAGCGGGACUCGUAGCCAACGCCAGCCACUUCCAGCGCGCACAGAUGGCGACCAGAGUGGCUCCGGCCGCCGAGGAGGAGCAGGAGGGGGACAUCCUGGAGAGAUGCCGGGGCUUCAUGUCUGCGCCGGUGAGCGACAUCAACGUGCUGCAGGGGAGGAAGGAGGAGAUGCGGACGAGGAUGGAGAUGUUGAUCAUGGAGACCCAGGCCGAGUUCUGCAGAGCCCUGCAGGAGGUGGACGGCGGCACGUUCAAGGUGGACCGGUGGGACCGGAAGGAAGGUGGUGGAGGAAUCAGCUGUGUGAUGCAGGAUGGAAAGCUUUUUGAGAAAGCAGGGGUCAACGUGUCAGUGGUGUUUGGGAACCUGACCGAGGAGGCCGCCAGGCAGAUGAGGACCCGAGGCAAAGUCCUGAAGGGGAAAGAUGGGAAGCUGCCGUUCUGUGCCAUGGGUGUGAGCUCCGUCAUCCACCCCAAGAACCCCCACAUCCCCACCGUGCACUUCAACUACAGAUACUUUGAGAUCGAGGAGGAAGACGGCAACAAGCAGUGGUGGUUCGGUGGAGGCACAGACCUGACUCCAGUCUAUGUGAAUAAAGACGAUGCCUUUCACUUCCACAACACCCUGAAGGAGGCCUGCAACAAGCACCACUCGCAGUACUACCCCGACUUUAAGAAAUGGUGUGACAGAUACUUCUAUAUCGGCCACAGAGGAGAGACUCGGGGGAUAGGAGGGAUUUUCUUCGAUGACCUGGACUCGCCGAGUCAGGAGGAAGCGUUCAACUUUGUGAAGAGCUGCGCUCGCACUGUGGUGCCCUGCUACCUGCCUAUCGUACACAAACACCUCAGUGAUGCCUUCACUGACGAGGAGAAGGACUGGCAGCAGGUACGACGAGGAAGAUAUGUGGAGUUUAACCUGGUGUACGACAGGGGGGUGAAGUUUGGCUUGGCCACGCCCGGCUCCAGAAUCGAGAGCAUCCUCAUGUCGCUCCCCCUCACCGCCAGGUGGGAGUACAUGCACGAGCCUGCCAAAGGGACCCGGGAGGCCGAUAUGCUGGAGGUGUUACGAAACCCUAAGGAUUGGGUCUGAUCGCGGUUUUCACACGUUUCAAUAUUGACAAAACAUGCAGGGAAAAGUGUUUGCUGUAUUUGACAAAGGCGUCACCUGUUUGACUUUAUCAGCAGCAGUUAACGCUGUUUAUCCCAAAAAAAAUGGGAGCUUUAUUUGUAAUAGCUUGAAGGUACAUUUCUCUUUGCUUUUUUGUCAAGUCAGCCUCGUUAACACUUGUUCACAGGGGAUUUUAAUAUUGUAUUAAUGAGACCUUGUGUUGUGAAACUCAGCGACUGAGCUGCUUUUAAGACGUGUUUGUGUCAAACACAAGCCGCUUGUGUAUUUUCUGUGCCUUGUUCUACCUGAAGCAGCAUUUUCUCCACACUCUGUUUUCCUUUACCAAGGCACUGAAAGGGAAAACAAGGACAAACUGAGCCACAGUGUUUUGUAUGUGUGCCACAAAGUCAUAUCAAAUGUUAAUGAGUCUGCUUUUGAUGUGCAAGUGCAUCUGCCAACCACAGUGGGUUAUUUCUGACCAUCAAAGCUGAAUGAGGAAUUAAACUGCUCCCCGUCGAGUCCCACUCACA
Hippoglossus stenolepis (Pacific halibut) is the source of this 2081-nucleotide messenger RNA. RefSeq names its product coproporphyrinogen oxidase (gene cpox). The transcript has 7 exons. The record is from RefSeq and is a predicted model, not a curated record. Gene Ontology annotation, cellular component: mitochondrial intermembrane space; cytoplasm. The coding region runs from base 163 to 1533 and encodes 456 amino acids. Gene Ontology annotation, molecular function: coproporphyrinogen oxidase activity. NCBI's taxonomy places the organism in Eukaryota, Metazoa, Chordata, Actinopteri, Pleuronectiformes, Pleuronectidae.